This is a messenger RNA of Stegodyphus dumicola, 439 nucleotides long. RefSeq lists its product as uncharacterized. NCBI's taxonomy places the organism in Eukaryota, Metazoa, Arthropoda, Arachnida, Araneae, Eresidae. Gene Ontology annotation, molecular function: calcium ion binding. The record is from RefSeq and is a predicted model, not a curated record.
AUGGGUCCUUGUACGCCAAAUCCAUGCGAAAAUGGAGGAACCUGCUUGGAUAUUUCCAACUCUUACCAGUGCAUGUGUAAAAGUGCUUACACUGGUCUUAAAUGUGAAAAGAAAGUUACUUGCGGUACAAAUCCAUGCAAAAAUGGCGGCUCAUGUCACAUGGUCAACGAAGACUAUGAAUGCAAAUGCAAAUCGCCUUACUCAGGAAAUUUCUGUGAGAAAGAUCCCUGUACGACAAAUCCUUGUCAGAACGGCGGUAAAUGUCACGCUACUACGAGUGGUUAUACAUGUUCCUGCAAGAAACCAUACUCUGGACAUUUGUGUGAAAAAAGUCCUUGCAACCCAAAUCCUUGCCAGAACGGAGGUACAUGCACUAGAGUAAUGAAUGAUUACUUUUGCUUAUGUUCAUACCCUUAUUCAGGAAAAAAUUGUGAAGAAG